AUGUGUUUCCCCAUAAAAUUCGUUACAUUGCCCAAAAUUCAACCAUCUCUUCUUCUAUAAUCUCCACUUUCUCUUACUCUAACUAUUACAUCUAAUUAAAAUUAGCAAAUUCAUACUUGAACAAGGUUUGAAGAAGAAGAAGAAUAGAAGAAUUAAAUUUAAACAAACAUUGGACGAAAGUGGUGAUAUAAACAACUUUUCAUUGUGAUAACCUCUAGCUCAAUCUGUUCGGGGACUCAAUGUCGCCGGAAAAAAAGACUUUAUUAAGAAAUGACAGGUACAGAUAGCCGACGAGAGAAGCUAGCCGGUUUGACACUUAAUGACAUAUUAGCCAAUCAAAAAAGACCCGGUUCAAUAACGCCAGCCGAACCAUCUCCUAAAAGCCGAACCCUCUUUGACAUCAUCAAAGAAGAUCAAACCAACAAAAAAGAUCGAAGAUCUUGGAAAGCCUUUAAAGACAAGCUUCGGCUGAAGCGCGCAGGCUCGGCUUGGACAUCAUCAAUUCACAUUCCAACAUCAGACAUUCCCAUCCAAAAUCCAAACAGCAGAACCUUUUCCCAGCUCGGCCGUCACGACUCUGUCCGAAUCCAAACUCACCACGACUCAGACAUGACGACAACUCACCAAGUGGACGACCUCGUUCCGCCAGAUGAAUCCAACGCUCCAGUUUCCAGACCACAAUUCACUCGCAAGAGUUCAACUCGUUUCACGCCAGAUUCCCCUGAGAAUCCCAUCAGCGGAGGAGGACAUCUCCGACCGCAACUUUCACGUAAGAAUUCCGUCAACAUGCCAUCGUCGGAGCCUUUUCGGAAAGGACGUGUGGUGACUUUUCGAGACAGCUUCGACGAUGACGAGGAUGAUGAUGAUGAUGAAACUAAGAAGACAGGGAGAGCAUUAUCUGCUAGAGAGGCUGUGGCUGCUCAGGAAGCGGCAGAAGCUGCUUCGGAGGAACAAGAGGAGGGGGGGACAGGACAUCCGAUGAUGUCGUUGAUGGAUUUGUUAGAGGAGACUGAUAGAGAAAUGGGGUUGGAAGGGGCGAGGUAUGUAUUAAGUGAUGAUGAAGAUUACUAUGAUGAUGAAGAAGAUGAAGAUGAUGAAAAUGGCGGAAGUGCUUUGGAACAAAGCUGUUGUAUUUGCAUGGUGAAGCAUAAGGGUUCUGCUAUGGCUGCUUGUGGUCAUAGUUUUUGUAGGAUGUGUUCCAGGGAGCUUAUGGUUGCUAAGGGAAAUUGUCCACUUUGUAAUAAUUUCAUUACAGAGAUUCUUGAUAUUUUUUAAUGUUGUUAUGGUUUUCAUUUUUUGGUUUAAGAAGUUGUAAGAGUGUUGAUGGUGACCACAUUCUUACCUUUUGCUUGUUAUGUUGUCCUGAAAUUUUGGGUUCAUUCAAUAGGUGUCAACUGAAUUUUCCUGAUAUUGCAUGAGAUGUUUCUUUCUUAAUCUAAAUUUAUUCUAAUAAAAAUGAACU
Vicia villosa (hairy vetch) is the source of this 1462-nucleotide messenger RNA. RefSeq lists its product as uncharacterized. NCBI's taxonomy places the organism in Eukaryota, Viridiplantae, Streptophyta, Magnoliopsida, Fabales, Fabaceae. The transcript has 4 exons. Bases 271 to 1275 code for a protein of 334 amino acids. The record is from RefSeq and is a predicted model, not a curated record.